AUGUUGUUGUUCUUGUGUUGCGGUUGGGUGCUAUCUGGUUCCUGUGGUGGACCUUCUAGGCAAUGUCGUUGUAUCAGAAGAAGCAUUUUCUUGGACGGUUCGGGACCACCUUCCCCGGGCUAUCUUCUCUAUUUUUCUGGCGGACCUUUGUAUCACGAUGAUCGCACUUCCUUACCUCUUCUUUGUCUCUCUUGCGCUUCAUGGUGGUUUCUGCUGUUCUCUGAUGGUGCAUGUGCUGCUUUUAUGAAGGUGUAUGACCCUUCAUUUCUUGGUCCUCUGUUCUCGCGCUUGUUGGAGGGAUGUUCUGCAUUUCCCCCUGAUGGUUUGUUUCUGCUUUUAUUGGCUGCCUGCCGCUUCUGCUUCAGCAAUGGGUUCCUGCGUUUAGGCUGCACUGUUCAUGUCACUAUUCAUGUGACUGUUGGUGCUUUAGCUGUCCUUCUUCUGCUGGUUUUGGGUUGCUGGCUUCUCUUUUGCUGGACCUAUUUUCUGUUUUGGGUUGUUGAUCAGGCCCUCACUGCUUCUCUUAUUUUGGAUUGCUGGAUUUCUUCAGCAACUGGUCCAUCUGAUGUGACUGGGGUCCAUCUGCUGGUUCUAUUCAUAUGA
Molecule: messenger RNA, 603 nt
Organism: Ilex paraguariensis (yerba mate)
Lineage: Eukaryota; Viridiplantae; Streptophyta; Magnoliopsida; Aquifoliales; Aquifoliaceae
Source: the annotation of a GenBank genome assembly